CUUAGCAAACUGGUUAAGUUUCAAAAGCCUAAAACCUAAUCCAAAAUGUUAGAAUUUUCUCCUACUGCUUUGUUUUCAACAUUUGGAUGGCCCUUAGAGGAACCCAUAAGCCAUGAACAAAACUACAGCUUUAGAGAUUGUGAAACUCCAGGGUCAUUCACUCACUUCCCUGCAUCUCAUGAGCCAAAUAUAAGAGAGCUUGAUCGCUCCACCUCAUUCACGGCCUAUAGUGGAAGUGGUGAUCCUAACAUGGUUAAGAAGCUUAACCACAACGCUAGCGAACGUGAUCGUCGCAAGAAGAUCAACAGUUUGUAUUCUUCACUCCGUUCACUUCUUCCAGCUUCCGAUGGAAUGAAGAAAUUAAGCAUACCGUCCACAAUAUCACGUGUGCUUAAGUACAUACCGGAACUUCAACAGCAAGUGGAGAGACAGAUCGAAAGGAAGGAGGAGCUUCUAUCAAAGCUAUCUAGGCAAGAUGAGUUAAUUCAUCAAGAAAAUCAAAGAAAAGACACCAUGUAUAGCUCUUUAUCAUCGGUAUCGGCAAGCCGGCUUGGUGAUAGAGAAGUUGUCGUUCAAAUUUCCACUUGCAAGGUCCUUAAAAGUCCAAUAUCAGAAAUCUUGCUUAAUUUAGAGGAAAAUGGACUUGUUCUAAUAAAUUCUUCUUCCUUUGAGUCCUUUGGAGGCAACGUCUUCUACCAUUUACAUCUUCAGGUCAUGGAAGGAAAUUGCACAUUAGAGUGCGAGGCUUUGAAUGAGAAGCUUUUGUCCUUAUGUACGAAGAGGGAAACCUUUUUUCUAUAA
This is a messenger RNA of Populus nigra (black poplar), 801 nucleotides long. RefSeq names its product transcription factor ORG2-like. The coding region runs from base 46 to 801 and encodes 251 amino acids. Gene Ontology annotation, biological process: regulation of transcription by RNA polymerase II. The transcript is spliced from 3 exons. The record is from RefSeq and is a predicted model, not a curated record. Gene Ontology annotation, cellular component: RNA polymerase II transcription regulator complex. Gene Ontology annotation, molecular function: DNA-binding transcription factor activity, RNA polymerase II-specific; RNA polymerase II transcription regulatory region sequence-specific DNA binding; protein dimerization activity. Lineage: Eukaryota; Viridiplantae; Streptophyta; Magnoliopsida; Malpighiales; Salicaceae.